GGAGGGCUUUCUGAUGCCUUCCACCGAGGGAGGGCAUUCCUGGGUGAAGUCCCAGCCGUGAACGUGGGCUCCUGGCUCCCAGCUGGCAGCUGCUCUAGGGGUUCUUGGCAGCCCUGCCCUUUCACUGGGCCGGCCAGCACAGCGCUCGAGGACGAAGGGCUGGACUCUCUCCCAGCAGGCUCUGAGGCCGAGGUGCGCUCACUACCUUCUUAGGCACCAGAACCGGUGUGAGAACCUGCAAUGGGCUGGCUGCUUCGGCUUCUCCACCUGGCCUCAUCCUUCUCCACAGUCCUGGCCUUCUGGGGUGUCUCCAGUCCCGAGUCCGUGCAGGGUGUGAAGGGGUCCUGCCUCACCAUCCCCUGCGUCUUCAGUUUCCCUGACAAUGUGGAGGUGCCCCAGAGCGGCAUCACGACCAUCUGGUACUUUGACUACUCGGGGACCCGGCAGGUGGUUCACCACUCGCGGGACCCCCAGCUGGUGGACGUGCGCUUCCGUGGCCGCGCCCAGUUUCUGGGUCACGCGGAGCACAAGGUAUGCAACCUGCUGCUCAAGGACCUGAGCCCCCAGGACUCGGGCUCCUACCAAUUUCGCUUUGAGAUCAGUGAGGUCAACCGCUGGCUGGACACCAGAGGCACGGCCGUCAUUGUGGCAGAGAAGCCCAGCGUGCCCACCAUUGCCUCGCCGUUAGAGCUCCGAGAGGGUAUGGAUGUGAACUUCAACUGCUCCACCCCGUACGUGUGCCUGCAAGAGCCCAUCCUGCAGUGGGAGGGCCAGGACCCUGCUCGCUCCCACACCUCCCACCUCCAGAAGCUGGAGCCCAUGGGCAUCAGACACCAGAACAUCCUCCACAUGGCCCUGUCCUGGCAGGACCACGGCCGAACCCUCAGCUGCCAGCUCUCGGUGGCCAAAGACAAGACAAAGGGCGAGAUUCGCCUCCGAGUGCAGCAUGCCCCAAAAGGUGUGGAGAUCCUCCUCAGCCCCUCAGAGGGGAACAUUCGUCCAGGCGAUCUGGUCACACUCACCUGCCAGGUGAACAGCAGCUACCCCUCGGUCAGCUCUGUGCAGUGGGUCAAGGAUGGGACUCGCCUCAAAACCCAGAGUCACGUGCUGCAGUUGUCCCAGGCAGCCUGGGACGAUGCCGGAGUCUACACCUGCCAAGCUGAGAAUGACAUGGGCUCCUUGGCCUCAGCCCCUGUCAGCCUCCACGUCUUCAUGGCUGAGGUCCAGGUGAGCCCAGCAGGCCCCAUCCAGGAGAACCAGACAGUGACGCUGGCCUGCAACGUGCCUAAGGAAGCACCCAGUGGGCUGAGCUAUAGCUGGUACAAGAACCACGCCCUGCUGGAGGAUGCCCACAGCCGUACCCUCCAGCUGCACUUGGCUACCAGGGCCGACACUGGCUUCUACUUCUGCGAGGUGCAGAACGCCCAGGGCAGAGAGCGCUCCAGGCCCGUCAGCGUGGUGGUCAUGCACCCGCCCCUCGUCCCCGACCUGUCUGCCUUCCUGGAGACACAGGGCGGGCUGGUGGGCAUCCUCCACUGCUCCGUGGUCAGUGAGCCUGUGGCCACCCUGGUGCUGUCACACUGGGGACUUGUCCUGGCCUCCACCUCCGGCAAGGAUGACCACAGCCCACGCUUCAGAGUCUCUUCUGCCCCCAACUUCCUGCGCUUGGAGAUCCGAGACCUGGAGCAAGCCGACAGUGGGGAAUACACGUGCACAGCCUCCAACGCCUACGGGAACGUGUCCUCCACCCUGGACUUCCGCGCCAAUGCAGCCCGCCUUCUCAUCAGCCCAGCAGCAGAGGUGGUGGAAGGGCAGGCAGUGACGCUGAGCUGCAGGAGCGGCCUGAGCCAGACGCCUGACAUCCGCUUCUCCUGGUACCUGAAUGGAGCGCUGCUUCUCGAGGGGCCCAGCAGCAGCCUCCUGCUCCCUGCGGCCUCCAGCACCGAUGCUGGCUCAUACCACUGUCGGGCGCAGGAUGGUCUCAGCGCCAGCGGGCCCUCCUCGCCUGCCGUCCUCACUGUGCUCUAUGCCCCACGCCAGCCCAAGCUCACCGCCCGGCUGGACGCCGAUGCUGCAGAAGUUGGGGCUGGCCGCCGAGGCUUCCUUGAGUGCCGUGUGGACAGUGACCCCCCAGCCCAGCUGCAGCUGCUCCACGGGGACGAUGUAGUAGCCUUUUCCCUGCCGUCAGGGGGUGGCUGCAGCAGCUGUGGGGGCUGUUCCGGGCGCAGAAAGGUCAACAGAGCCCCUAACCUGCUGCGCGUGGAGAUACCUGACCCGGUGCUGGAGGACGAGGGUGUGUACCGGUGCGAGGCCAGCAACGCCCUGGGCAACGCCUCCUCCUCCGUGACCUUCAAUGCCCAGGCCACUGUCCUGGUCAUCACGCCGUCACACACGCUGCCAGAGGGCACCGGAGCCAACCUGACUUGCAGUGUGAGCCGGGAAGCCGAUGUCAGCCCUGCCAACUUCUCUUGGUUCCGGAAUCGGGCACUCUGGACCCAGGGCCCCCAGGAGACCCUGACGCUGCUGCCUGUGGCCAGAACAGACGCCGCUGCCUAUGCCUGCCGCAUCCUCUCCGAGCCCGGUGCCCAGCUGUCCGCCCCCGUCGUCCUGAGUGUCCUCUAUCCCCCAGACCCUCCGAAGCUGUCAGCUCUCCUGGACGUGGGCCAGGGCUACAUGGCUGUGUUCGUCUGCACUGUGGACAGCAGCCCGCUGGCCCAGCUGACCCUGUUCCACGGGGAGCACCUCCUGGCCACCAGCCUGGAGCCCCAGCUCCCAUCACACGGCCGCUUCCAGGCCAAGGCCAUGGCCAACUCCCUACGGCUAGAGAUCCGAGACCUGGGUCUUGGGGACUCUGGCAGCUAUCGCUGUGAGGCCACAAAUGCCCUCGGGUCAGCCAAUACCUCCCUCUUCUUCCAGGUCCGAGGAGCCUGGGUGCAGGUGUCGCCAUCGCCCGAGGUCCAGGAGGGCCAGGCCGUGGUCCUAACUUGCAAGGUGCCCACAGAGGCCCUGGAAGGGACCUCCUACCACUGGUACCGAGAUGGCCAGCCCCUCCAGGAGUCAGCCUCGGCCACGCUCCGCUUUGCAGCCAUAACUCUGAGCCAAGCCGGGGCCUACCACUGCCAGGCCCAGGCCCCGGGCUCAGCCACCACGAGCCUGGCUGCCCCUGUCAGCCUCCAUGUGUCCUAUGCCCCACGCGAGGCCACACUCAACACCCUGAUGGACACUGGCCCUGGGCGACUGGGCCACCUCCUGUGCCGUGUGAGUAGCGACCCUUCGGCCCAGCUGCGACUGCUCCACGGGGACCGCCUGGUGGCCUCCACCCUCCAGGGUGUGGGGGAACUGGCAGGCACCAAUCCCCGGCUGAAGGUGGCUGUGGCCCCCAACUCGCUGCGCCUGGAGAUCCACAAUGCGACGCUGGAGGAUGAGGGAGUCUACACCUGCGAGGCCACCAACACCCUAGGCCAGACCUCGGUCUCGGCCAGUUUUGAUGCCGAGGCUGUGAACGUGCAGGUGUGGCCAAAGGCUGCUGUGCAGGAGGGGCAACUGGUGAACCUCACUUGCCUUGUGUGGACUGCCCACCCAGUCCAGCUCACCUACACAUGGUACCAGGAUGGGCAGGAGCGCCCGGGUGCCCACUCCCUCCACCUGCCCAACGUCACAGUCUCGGACGCUGCCCCCUACCACUGUGGUGUGGUGGCCCCCGGCCAGGCACCCCGCCUCUCCAGGCCUGUCAUCCUGGAUGUCCUCUACGCACCCCGCAGCCUGCGCCUGACCUACCUCCUAGAGAGUCGUGGUGGGCGGCUGGCCCUGAUACGGUGCACUGUGGACAGCAACCCCCCCGCCCAGCUGGCCCUCAGCCACGCCGGUCGUCUUCUGGCCUCCUCGACUGGAGCCUCUGUGCCCAAUACGCUGCGCCUGGAGCUGAAGGAGCCCAGGCCCAGCGAUGAGGGUCUCUAUAGCUGCUUGGCCCGCAGUCCUCUGGGCCAGGUCAACACGUCCAUGGAGUUGCGGCUAGAGGGUGUGCAGGUGACCCUGGCCCCGUCGGCCACUGUGCCGGAGGGGGCCUCCAUCACAGUGACCUGUGAGGAUCCUGCUGCCAUCCCACCCACCCUCUACACCUGGUAUCACAAUGGCCAUUGGCUGCAGGAAGGGCCAGCCGCUUCCCUCUCAUUCCCGGUGGCUACGCGAGCUCACACCGGUGCCUACUCCUGUCAAGUUCAAGAUGCCCAGGGCACACGCAGUUCCCGACCUGCAGCUCUGCAAGUCCUCUAUGCUCCUCGGGAUGCCGUUUUGUCCUUCUUCUGGGACUCGAGGGCCAGCCCCAAGACUGUGGUGCAGUGCACUGUGGACAGUGAGCCACCUGCUGAGCUGGCCCUGUCUCAUGGCGGGAAGGUACUGGCCACCAGCCACGGGGUCCAUGGCUUGGCACUGGGGACGGGCCAUGUCCAGGUGGCCCGCAACAUCCUGCGGCUAAAGGUGCAAGAUGUGCCCUCAGGGGAUGAGAACACCUACGUCUGCACGGCCCACAACUUGCUGGGCUCAGUCAGCACCACCGGGCAGCUACAGGCGGAAAAUGUGCGUGUGGUGGCCGAGCCAGGCCUGGAUAUGCCUGAGGGUGCAGCGCUGAACCUGAGUUGUCACCUUCCUGGUGGCCCCACGCUCAUAGUCAACUCCACCUUCACUUGGUUCUGGAACGGCCGGCAACUGUAUGCAGAGCCUGCGGCCACCCUUUCCUUCUCCCGCGUGGCCCGUGCCCAAGCUGGAGUGUACCACUGCCAGGCCGAGCUCCCCACUGGCACCACCAGCUCCGCUCCCGUCAUGCUCCGUGUGCUCUACCCUCCCAAGACACCAACCAUGACAGUCUUUGUGGAGCCUGAGGGUGGCACCCAGGGCAUCCUGGACUGCCGAGUAGACAGCGAACCCCUAGCCAUCUUGACUGUCCAUCUUGGUGGUCGGAUGGUAGCCUCCAGCCAGUCCCCAGGCACUCCAGCCGAGCCGCACAUCCACGUCUCAGCCACCCCCAAUGCCUUGAGGGUGAACAUUGAGGAGCUGAGGCCCAGUGACCAGGGUGAAUACGUGUGCUCUGCCUCCAAUGCCCUGGGCUCUGCCACCGCCUCCACCUACCUUGGAACCAGAGCCCUGCACCGCCUGCAUCUGUUCCAGUGGCUAGUCUGGGUCCUGGGGCUGCUGCUGACUGGCCUCCUCUUCCUCCUGUUGGGCCUGGGGGCCUGCUACCUCCGGAGAAGGAGGUGUUUCCAUAAGCUGAGCAUGGGUGAGAAUUCGGUGGAGAUGGCUUCUCAUAAGGACAGUGUGCAGGAGGAGGAGGCCACUGGCAUCGGUGAUGGCUUGGGCUUCGUAAACAAGGCUGCGUUGGAUCCUGCCUGCUUCUGUGAAAACAGCACUGAGACGUCUGACUUGCUAUGACCUGGUUCCAAACUUCUUGCCCCUCAAGAAAAAUAGGUGGUGAGAAAAGCGAGUGAACCCCAAUCUACCCAGGAGGGUGUGGACCUCAGGGGAUGCCGAAGAGGAAUGAGCUGAUCAUGUUGUCCACUUCUCCUUCACUUUUCUCUGGAUCUCAUCUCUCCAUUUAUCUCCCACUGCCUCUGCCCAUCUUUCUCUUCCAAGCCCAUUCUGGACUAUUUGGAAGGAUUACAAGAGGAGCUUUCUACAUCCUCACAGGCCGGCCAAGGUCCUCUGUAUGAGCUAGAAUACAAGUUAGGCUGCUGUAACAAGAUACCAAAUAUAGUAACUUUAACAUGAGGAAAUUUUAUUAUUCUCUCCCA
Messenger RNA from Phyllostomus discolor (pale spear-nosed bat), 5783 nucleotides. RefSeq names its product sialic acid binding Ig like lectin 1 (gene SIGLEC1). NCBI's taxonomy places the organism in Eukaryota, Metazoa, Chordata, Mammalia, Chiroptera, Phyllostomidae. The record is from RefSeq and is a predicted model, not a curated record. Bases 241 to 5424 code for a protein of 1727 amino acids. The transcript is spliced from 21 exons.